AAUCAACAAAAAGCGUGUUCAACGGCAACAAAAACAACAACAACAAUGAAGUAUACGAUUUACAUAUAAAAAGAGCAAGCUCCUCCUCCCACCCGCUUCUCACACAUGCGUGCCCAUGCAUAUGAAUUAAUUAAUGAAAGAAAAUAUACAGUAAUACAAAUGUUUAUAUAAACAUUUCUAGCAAAUUACUUAACCAUUUUUGUAUAUAAAAAACACCCGACACGGAAGUCAAAACGACCGCUUUAUAGACGAUUUACAACACCACGAAGUCGCCUCAACUGGAAUUGUUUAUACUUCUAUAGUAUAUCAUUUUAAUACCACACGCUGCUAAAUUAUAAGCUAUUCUAAAGCAACUGCGCAGUCGCAGCGCAGCGCCUGGGCGCCAGGCGCAGAGCACCAGCAACAACAGCAGUAACAAAAAAAAGAGCAACAGCUGCCCACACACUUUCACUGCUCCCCUCCUCCCCCGCGUUGAUCUCCACUUGCGGCGCCAUGACUGAGAAUCAGCUAUACCCCAUGUCAUCGGAAUUCUUUGACAGCGGCUCAAACAGCAGCAGCAAUCCAUUGAAAUACGAACUGUAUGCGCUGGCCACGCCCACGCUGAGCAUACAAACGGGCAGCUAUAUCGGUGGCAAUAGUAACAACAGCAACAGUAACACCAACACCAACAACAACAACAACAAUCACAACAAUUCGAGUGCCAUUACGAGCAGCAGCAGCGGCAGCAGCUACACAUCGAAUGUGAUGCUGAGCACAACUGCAAUUAGCAUACCGCGCAGCAAUAAUCCCAAUCAGAGCCAUCAUCAUAGUCACCAUCACCAUCAUCCGUAUCAGCAGCUGAGCGGUACGCCGACCUUGACGCCAACGCCGCGCCAGCAGCAACAUCAUUUGCACAGUUUGCCCAGCAUGGCGCAACAGCAACAGUUGCAGCAGCAGCAGCAACAGCAGCAACAGCAGCAGCAGCAACAGCAGCAGCAGCAACAACAGCAGCAACAGCAACCGCUGCAACUAGGCGAACUCUCAGACUUUGGACUGGAUGCACUGGAUGCUGCCUCAUUGUCGCCGACGCUGCUGCAGGACGUUAGCCUGGGCGCUGCCUCGCCGCUCAGCUCUACGCUCUACAGCAGCGGCGGCAACGAUACAAGCGGUCACAAUGCUGGCAGCAAUAGCCGUGGCGGCGCCGGCAACAGCAACUAUUUUACGCCCGAUCUGAGCUCCUGUCUCAGCCUGAAUAUGCCAUCGGAGCAAUCGCUGCUGCAGGAUGUGGUCAGCGGCAGUUCAUCGCUGUACGAGAUGACGCCCAAUUCGAAUGCCAUGUGGAGCGACAUCAGCAGCGCCAUUGUCCAUACAAAACACGAGCCAUUUAAUCUAGAUGAUGAUUAUAUCUUUCCCAACGACAAGGCCGAAAUGCAAGCUGCCGAGCUGGCCGAUUUGAAUGGAGGUGACUUUUUGGAUGUGAUGAGCACCAUUGAGGAUUUGCUGCCCGCACAGAAUGUUAACUUUCUGCUGUCACCGCAAUCGCAAACACCCGAUGCGCUCGUGGGCCCACCUCUGGAGCUGUUGCAGCAGCAGCAGCAACAGCAGCAGCAGUUGCAAACGCUGCUAUCGCAGGGUCAACAAACACAACAACAACAACUGCAACAACAACAAGCGGACACAUUUGAGCUGUACCAUAGCACACCUCAGAAGCCGCCAUCUCAAUUGGGCUCUAGUUUCUCGCCGGGCAGCCAGGCAUCGCAGUCGCCGCUGACGCCACCGCCGCAUGCCAGCCGCUCACAAUAUCAGCUGGUCAAGUCGCGCAACAUGCAGGAGCUGCUAAAGAAGGGCAUGGCCAUGUCCUCGCCCCCUGACCGCCAUUCACUGCUCAGUCAAACGGCUGCGCUCAGUCCUGGCGGCAGCAGCAGCGGCUUUGGCAGCGCCGCCAGCGGCAACAGCACCACAAUUGCCACGACAAAUGCCAAUCAGAGCCCCGGUCAGGUGGUCAUAACCGAGGCGCCGCCGGGCGGCGUACGCAAAUCGGUUGGCUAUCAGACGGGAGCCAUCGAGAGCUCACAGCUGUCGCGUCUAUCGUCGUCGGCGCCAACGCAUUUGGGGCUGGAGCACAUCUGGAUGCGACGUGAGCCGCGACAGCAUUUACUAUCAACCGGCUCGCUGGCCGAGGCCGAGAGCUUCUCCUCGCUUAGCACCGGCAGCGUUUUAUCGCCCGAUGGCAUCGACUUCUCCCAGGAUGACGAGGACGAUGCAUCCAGCGAGAAUAGCGACAACUACGACGACUUCAGCAGCGACAAUUGCGGCUCUGGGGAUGAGGAUGAGACACGCACGUCGACACCGAAUCAGCUUAGCAGCAGCAAGGGAAAGGAGCGUUUCUUUUGGCAGUACAAUGUACAGGCCAAGGGGCCGAAGGGCAAGCGGCUCGUCUUCCAGUCCAAGCUAGAGGAUCCCCAUGUGCUCAACGAGGUCACAGAUCCCGUGUUUAGUCCCACCUGCUCCGUGCGCGGCAUUAAAGUGUAUAAGCACAGUGGCAAGGCUCGCAAGGGGGAUGGCAACGAUUUGACGCCAAAUGCGCGCAAGCUGCAUAAUAUUGGCAAGGAACUGGACAAGCUGAGUCGCACCAUCAACGAUAUGACACCCGUGUCGGAGCUUCCGUUCAAUGUGCGUCCCAAGUCGCGCAAGGAGAAGAACAAAUUGGCCUCUCGCGCCUGCCGUCUGAAGAAGAAGGCCCAGCAUGAGGCUAAUAAGAUCAAACUCUAUGGGUUGGAAAUUGAGCACAAGCGUCUGAUCAAUGGCAUUGCCGAGCUGAAACAGGCGCUGGCAUUGAAGCAUCGCACAAAGAGUCAGGGCGAGUCGACCGACGAAGUGGACCAGCAAAUACAACACAUUUAUGCAACGGCUACAUCGGGCAUACGCAUUGCGGGCGGCUCUACAGACUUUGUGAAUAAAGUCUUGGAAAAUAUGCGCGGCGGCAUGCCCAACGGUGGGCUCGAGGAUCUGCGUAAAUCAUAGACCAAAAAAUCCAAAGCAUAAACGAACCGCCCAUCAAGUUUAGACUUAAGCAUUGACUAGCAUGUAGCCACAGCCCCCGCCAACUAGAUCCCCAGCCCAGCCAUCCACACCGCUGAGAAUGUAACCCAGAAACUAGGCUAACCAAACAUCAAUUUUCAAAAAAUUUUCUGCUUGAGUGCGUGAUAAUACGUGAAUGAUAACAGGAUAAGAGCGAAAGUGAGAAAUAGUUGUAACUGUGAUUUAAGAGCCUGGCUUUGCGUGCAACAGAUAAGUGCAACCUGUGCAACAAGCUAUUUGGCCAGCGCAAAAAUUAAAGAGAAAAGAAUUCCCUGAGGUAAAUGUAAAAGAAAUAAAAAAAAAAACGAAACAAACUGUAAAGAAAGAGGCAACCACUAACACAAAAACACUACGAAAUUUUGUUUAGUUUUUAAGAAAAAGAACGAAAGAAAAAAUUAUGGAGGUAAUGCUAAGAAAAUGAGUCUAGGAAUUAGCUACCAGUUUUACCUGCUUACGACAUAAGUUUUUGAUUUUGUUAAAACAUUUGAAUUGCGAGACAAAUUUACGCUACGCGCUAACUAAACAAGCACUUACAUAUUAUAUUAUAUAUAUAUAUAUAUAUAAAACUAUAUAUAUACAACUGCGAUUUAUUUGUUUAAGUUUUGAUGCUAUAUAAAACAAGAUGUAUAAGUUGGUUCAAUGUCUAGCUUUAAGUUUUUUCUAUAUCUAUUCGCUAAAAUGGAGAGCUUUUACUUUUUUUAUUAAUAGUUAUAUUCAUAUAUAUAUAUAUAUAUAUAUACAAAACAAUUAUGUUCACUAUGUUUGUUGGCCCCACCCGCCCCCACAUACAUUUUUAUUGGUCCUAGGUUGUCAGUCUUUAAGUUUUUGUUUGAUCCUAAGUUAAACUGAAAAUAAUUUUGCUUUAUUGAAUUCGACUGCAUUUUUGCUGUUAAAUUUGAUGCAUCUUUUAAUUACUUUUACUGUACAUCUAUCUAUAUAGAUCUAAUAUAUACAUAUAUACAUACAUAUAUGCGUGGUGAUAUAAUUUUAAUUUUUCUUUAUAUGCUUCGAUUUUGUUCAGGUAAAACCUUUGGCUAAUAAAAUGCUGAUCAGGUUUUACGUACUAUAUACGUUUAAGUUUUAUAUAAAUUAAACCAUAUUAUUUACGUUUCGCAUAUUAAUUACCUUCAAUAUAAUAACCUAAUUUAUUACUUAAGGCAAAACAAACAAUUGCAAAACUUAAAUUACAUUCAUUUUUUAAAUUUAGUUGCGGGUCGCUCUUUGAAGUGCAUACGAAUUAAGUUUCAAAUACAAAAACACCAAAAAAACCUAAAAACAA
Molecule: messenger RNA, 4339 nt
Organism: Drosophila novamexicana
Lineage: Eukaryota; Metazoa; Arthropoda; Insecta; Diptera; Drosophilidae
Gene: REPTOR
Product: protein CREBRF homolog
Exons: 6
Coding region: 493-3003 (836 amino acids)
Biological process (GO): response to unfolded protein; regulation of transcription by RNA polymerase II
Cellular component (GO): nucleus
Molecular function (GO): RNA polymerase II transcription regulatory region sequence-specific DNA binding; DNA-binding transcription factor activity, RNA polymerase II-specific
Source: RefSeq, a predicted model, not a curated record